This is a messenger RNA of Epithele typhae, 501 nucleotides long. RefSeq names its product N-acetyltransferase. Gene Ontology annotation, biological process: N-terminal peptidyl-methionine acetylation. Gene Ontology annotation, molecular function: protein-N-terminal amino-acid acetyltransferase activity. The record is from RefSeq and is a predicted model, not a curated record. The coding region runs from base 1 to 501 and encodes 166 amino acids. The transcript is spliced from 6 exons. Lineage: Eukaryota; Fungi; Basidiomycota; Agaricomycetes; Polyporales; Epitheliaceae. Gene Ontology annotation, cellular component: NatB complex.
AUGACUACCAUUCGGGCGUUCAAGGCGACAGACCUGUUCAAGUUCAACCACAUACUGGUGACGCCGCAGUAUGCGAUCACCUUUUACCUCACCUACCUCUCCCGCUGGCCCGACAUGUGCGCGGUGAGCGCGACGCCGCAGGGGCGGCUCAUGGGCUACAUGAUCGGCAAGGCGGAGGGCCAAAACCUGGAGCGGCACGGGCACGUCACCGCGCUCACGGUCGCGCCCGAGUACCGGCGGCUUGGGAUAUCGCGCCGGUUGGUGGCCUUCCUCGAGCAUGUGUCGGACGAGGUGUACCGGGGCCUGUUCGUCGACCUCUACGUCCGCUGCGUGAACCUGGCCGCGAUCGGGAUCGUGUACCGGCGCCCUCGGUUGGGGAUGGCGCCGCGGGACGAGGAGGACGGGUUCGACAUGCGAAAGCCUCUUACACGAGAUCCGAUGCGCCGCUCCGUCCGCGCGAAUGGUCGGGAUAUCGUGGUUGGCGCGAACGAGGUCUCGUAG